Carassius auratus (goldfish) is the source of this 6113-nucleotide messenger RNA. RefSeq names its product fibroblast growth factor receptor 3-like. Gene Ontology annotation, biological process: positive regulation of MAPK cascade; protein phosphorylation; positive regulation of cell population proliferation. Lineage: Eukaryota; Metazoa; Chordata; Actinopteri; Cypriniformes; Cyprinidae. The record is from RefSeq and is a predicted model, not a curated record. Gene Ontology annotation, cellular component: plasma membrane; signaling receptor complex. Gene Ontology annotation, molecular function: ATP binding; fibroblast growth factor binding; fibroblast growth factor receptor activity.
CUCUCUGCCCUGAACUCGCAAGGGGGGCGUCAGGCGGCGAGCACUGCACUCGCAGCAGGGACGCCGUUUGAAAUCCGAUCCUAGUUAAUUUUUUCCCCUCUCUCCAGAGCACGGUGCUCAAACUGUUAGUGGGAGUCUGUGAGCCAAGCUUUCACACAGCACCAAACGUCCCGCACUUCACAACCGACCCAGCGGCGCAGCGAAGCAGUUGUGCCCGGACAGCGCAGCGGAGAAGAGCGGAGCUUCUUCCGUAGGACCCCGAGACCCUCUUACGAGCCAAAACUACAUAGGUGCUCCUUUAUAUGAUACAGUCUAGUGGGGCUUUGAUACACUUUUCACCGGUUUUAAGGACUGGACAGAGUCGGACAGCUCAAAGCUGUGUGUGAAUACGGCGUCUUCUCAAACACUCCUCUGACUUCACGUCUGUUCACGCCUUGGAUUUGGAAACUUGAUUGUUUUUGGAUGAUUUGCCCCCUGAAUGCAAUUCACGAAACAUCUGGAAACGACCUCGCAGACCAAGCUUUCUCAACAACAACAACAAAAAAAAAACUGACAAAUCUAUUUUUGUUUUUUUAUCUCAAAAAGGAUUACUGUGUCAAGAAGGAAUUUGUGUCUGUGUGUGUGGAAGCGCUACAUUGACAGUAUGUGUGGAACAGUGGAGGAUGUUUGAAUCUAGUCUCCGUGGUGAGGACACUCGUCCACGCAUCACUCGGCCCGGGAUGGUCCCGCUCUGUCUCCUUCUGUACCUCGCAGCACUCAUCUUCCCUCCGGUGUACAGUGCCCACCUGCUGUCCCCAGAGCCCACAGAUUGGGUGUCGAGUGAGGUUGAAGUGUUUCUGGAGGACUACGUGUUAGGAGUCGGGGACACCGUGGAUCUUUCCUGCACACCGCGUGACUUCCUGGUCCCCAUCGUGUGGCAGAAAGACGGUGAUGCCGUGUCUCCUAGCAACCGUACGCGGGUGGGGCAAAAAGUGCUCCAUAUCAUCAACGUCUCCUAUGAAGACUCAGGGGUGUAUUCCUGUAGACACGCCCACAGCAGCAUGCUGCUUAACAACUACACCGUCAGAGUCACUGACUCGCUGUCCUCUGGUGAUGAUGAGGACUAUGAUGAAGAUGAGGACGAUGCAGGUAAUGGAAAUGGAGCUCCAUACUGGACCCGUCCUGACCGGAUGGAGAAGAAACUACUGGCCGUUCCCGCCGCUAAUACAGUGAAGUUCCGCUGUCCUGCUGCCGGCAACCCCACUCCCACCAUCCACUGGCUGAAAAAUGGGAAGGAAUUCAAGGGAGAGCAGAGAAUGGGCGGGAUUAAAUUGAGGCAUCAGCAGUGGAGUUUGGUCAUGGAGAGUGCGGUUCCAUCUGACCGGGGAAACUACACAUGUGUGGUGCAGAACAAAUACGGAACAAUCAAACACACUUACCAACUUGAUGUGCUGGAGCGUUCUCCUCACCGGCCCAUUCUACAGGCGGGACUCCCGGCCAACCAGACAGUGGUGGUGGGCAGUGAUGUUGAGUUCCACUGUAAGGUGUACAGUGAUGCCCAGCCACACAUCCAGUGGCUCAAACACAUCGAGGUGAAUGGAAGCCAGUAUGGGCCCAAUGGCACCCCCUUCGUCAACAUCCUUAAGACUGCGGGAAUAAAUACUACGGAUAAAGAGCUGGAGAUUCUUUCGCUGACCAAUGUGUCUUUUGAGGAUGCGGGGCAAUACACUUGUCUGGCAGGGAACUCGAUUGGCUUUAACCAUCACUCUGCCUGGCUUACAGUGUUACCAGCGGUGGAGAUGGAGAGAGAGGAUGACUAUGCGGACAUCCUCAUCUACGUGACGGGCUGCGUGCUCUUCAUCCUCACCAUGGUCAUCAUUAUCCUCUGCCGUAUGCGGAUGAACACGCAGAAGACUCUCCCCAUGCCGCCGGUUCAAAAACUGUCCAAAUUCCCCCUCAAGAGACAGGUGUCCUUGGAAUCGAACUCUUCCAUGAAUUCAAACACCCCGUUGGUCCGGAUCGCCCGCCUGUCAUCCAGCGAUGGGCCCAUGCUGCCCAACGUUUCUGAGCUGGAACUGCCCUCUGACCCCAAGUGGGAGUUUCCACGUACAAAACUAACGCUGGGGAAACCGUUGGGAGAGGGUUGCUUUGGGCAGGUGGUGAUGGCAGAAGCCAUUGGGAUUGACAAAGAGAAACCCAACAAACCUCUCACUGUUGCUGUCAAGAUGCUCAAAGAUGACGGCACAGAUAAGGACCUGUCGGACCUUGUGUCUGAAAUGGAGAUGAUGAAGAUGAUUGGAAAACAUAAGAACAUCAUCAACUUGCUAGGAGCCUGCACACAAAAUGGUCCUCUGUAUGUGCUGGUGGAAUAUGCCUCUAAAGGAAAUCUUAGGGAAUACUUGCGGGCGAGAAGGCCUCCUGGGAUGGACUACUCAUAUGACACUUGUAAAAUCCCAAAUGAAACUCUGACAUUUAAAGAUCUGGUGUCCUGUGCCUAUCAGGUCGCCAGGGGUAUGGAGUACCUGGCCUCAAAGAAGUGUAUCCAUAGGGAUCUUGCGGCCCGGAAUGUUCUGGUAACCGAGGACAACGUGAUGAAGAUUGCAGACUUCGGCCUGGCUAGAGAUGUGCACAACAUUGACUACUACAAGAAGACCACCAACGGUCGUCUGCCUGUCAAAUGGAUGGCACCAGAAGCACUGUUCGACCGCGUCUACACGCACCAGAGCGAUGUGUGGUCUUACGGAGUGUUGUUGUGGGAGAUUUUCACACUGGGCGGCUCGCCAUACCCAGGUAUCCCAGUGGAGGAGCUCUUUAAACUGCUGAAGGAGGGUCAUCGGAUGGACAAACCUGCCAACUGCACUCAUGAACUGUACAUGAUUAUGCGGGAGUGUUGGCACGCUGUUCCUUCACAAAGACCCACGUUCAGACAGCUGGUGGAGGAUCACGACAGGGUUCUUUCCAUGACCUCCACUGAUGAGUAUCUGGACCUGUCGGUGUCGUUCGAGCAGUACUCCCCAGCCUGCCCAGACUCCAACAGCACCUGUUCCUCCGGCGACGACUCUGUGUUUGCUCACGACCCUUUACCUGACGAGCCCUGCCUCCCUAAAACACCUCCACAGCAAUGGGGUCAUACGAACAUGAGGACCCGGGACAGAAACGGUGGUUUGUAGGGACCUUCUGGUUCACUGCACUGAACCAGCAUGUGGCGCAGUGUAGACCGGGCUCCUGGUGAAGUGUGGAUCUCAUGAAACGCUCAACAAGAAGCUUCAGACUUCCUACUGUUCACAGGUCUGAAGGACGGAUUACUCCCCUCUCCUUCAGCUCCUUUUCUUCCAAAUUAUUAUUCAGAUUUCUGUCUUUGAAAAGAGAAUUCCUAUUUUUGUAUUCCGUAAGUUUCAUUUUUCCUUUGCGCAACACAGUCAGAAGGGUCAAACCAUUCCGUGCCUACCAAAAAAACAGACAGUUUGCUGGACAGGAAACAAAAAGAAUGGAUUGACACUGUGUAAGAGCACAGCUCUGAGGUGACAGAUAGAGUCGUCCUGUCACACAUGGACAGGAAGUGUUUUUACAGCAAUAUCUGACUGGAGUGAGAAUCAAACCCAUGGCCAGUCUCUCCUCUCCACUCCUCACAAAGAACAUUUUUCAUCCUUUCUUAAUAAGAAAAGAGAGAAAGGUCUCCUAGAUGUGAGAUUUGAUUAGAAGGUAUAUAACUGUGUGCUUUGUAUGUAUCUUAAAGUUUUUAUUGUAAAUAUAUAGAUAUAAAUAUGUAUCAUAUUGCAGUCGGUAGCAGUGUACUUAAAAAAAAAAAAAAAAAAAAAGGAUUAACAUUCUAAGAGCACUGUUGAGAUCAUGUAAACAUUUCAUCUUAAAAGAGCAAAACAAAAGUUUUAUUUGAAUUAACAUGUAUAUUUGUAAAGCUAUUUAUAGACGUAAGGUUUUUAAGGGGUCUAAAAUUCUAGUUGGGUUUUGGUAUUGUAAACAAAGUUUUUUUUCUUUUCAAUUUUAUAAGUUAUUUACCACAGAAGUGCAAGAUUUCACCCAGUGGGUUGUCUUUUAUUUUUGCCGGUUUUCUUCCAUUUCUUAGUUUACAGUGACAAGAAUGUAUGAGAAACUAAUUGGCGAUAUCGGCAGAGCAAAAUUAUGAAAUGAUGAAUUCUAAACACCAAAUCAGUACACCAGAAGUUGCUUUGCCCUUAUCUCAGUAUUUAAUUUAAUGAUAAAAGGACCACAAGUGCUUCUGAUCUGCAUGAGGAAACUGCACCAGUGUGCAUUUUUAACACCAGUCAGACUCACACAUAAUGCACUUUUCAUAAUCUUUGUAUAUUUAAAAAACAUUAUAAUAAUCUCCAUAUUUGGGCUUCCAUGCAUGAGUCAUAAGCAGAUCCGUUCACUACAGUUUAAAAACAAAACAGUGUUGCUUUUCUCUGAUUAUGAGCGCUGUGGUCUUUUCAUCCAGCUCUAUGAUAUGAAGGAGUGCUAUGUGGGAAAAACCUACCAUAAUAUAUAGAUAAAUGGUGAAACCAUACUAUGAGUUUGUCGCUCUUAUUUGCUCUUUUGCUAAUGAAUAUGUAUAAUAAUAUUUUGAGCUAAUCCUCCGGGUCGGUAUGUUUGCAAAGUGCCAAAAUCUUUCUCUCUGCUCUGAGUUUUAUGUUAAUGAGUACAGAACCAUUAUUGCUAUUCAACUCUAGCGUGCAUGGUUGUCAGAUGAGUGUCUUUGGCCCUGCGAAUCUAAGCGAAGCAUUAUGGGAUAGCUUGGUUGUGUCUCAGGGUGUCCUCAGACAGUUGCAUUCAAGCAGAAAGCCGGCAAUAAUAUAUAAUGGGGUUGGGGGGGAAGGAUGAUUCGCUUGCUGCUAAACUACGAAAACUGUAAAUUUGAAGAUUUGAUAGGGGUGACUGUACAGGUGCCGAAUGAAGCAGUCGCUCCCUCCUCCUGCAAACCAUUGAAUUUUUGUACUUGUCAAGUGCCUGGAAGGGAGCUGAGGGGGUGAUUAUUGCAACAAACGGUUUGAAUGUACGGCCACAUCAAUAAAAAAAACCUAAGCAGGGUGUUUCUUCGAGUGAGAAAGUAAAUAUGUGCAAGGCACUUUGUUCCCUUUAUUCUCAGAUUGGGUUCUUAAAGAUACGGAUGACGUUGUUCUGUGAUUUCUUCUUCCAGAGGGACAUCAUGUUCUGUUGGAUACAGUGUGUUUGUGCAUUACGUGUGGAGUUGUUCGUUUACUGUUUGGUGUGGGAUGGCAGGGCAAGCGAUCACUCUUGCCUUCAUUUUUUUGUACAACCUGUAACCUCUGGCUCACCUCCGCAUCCUCCGCUCUACUACUGACAGCCCUUCUGCAUUGUUUCAAACAUAUCGAACAAUGUUGCUGGUCCUUUUCCCUCCUUGUCACAAAUCCACGUUAUUUAUUUCCUUGUAUUUAUGUUUCGUUUUGUUUUUCUCUACCCGUUUGCUUUCACGACCUUCUUUUAUUCAAAAGGACAGCAUUCCUUCAUGCUUGUGUGUUUUGGGAUGGAGGAAGAGUUGAGAUGCAUUUAGGGGUUGAAGAAGGCCUUCUUAAAUGUUUACAAUGAACAUCCAGACAGUUUGAAAAGGACGAUGUGUUCCCCCAGCACUUUUAAAGUGCCUGGACGAUGAGCAAUACUUGUCUGAUGUCGACACUCUUUCGUUUUACACAUUUGUUCUUUUCCUCUUAAGCUCUAUUUGAUUGUGCCAUUCAGCUCUUAUUAGAAUUAAGAUAUUAAAUUAAGUUAUAGAUUUAAAUUUGCAAAUAUUGUUAUAUGUCUAGUAGAUUUUAAAUAGGUGAUUUUGUUUUGUUUUAAUAGGGAUGAAAGAUUCUUUACAGUAUUUUCUUACAGAAGAAUUGCAUUCCAGGUAGAUAGCUUUCUUUACGCGGUGAGGUAGCACGUUUGCAGAAUUAAAGUCGUUCAGCAUCUGCAUCUCUCUCUGUUUAACAAAAGAAUGGAAUAGUUGACUAACAGUGUUGUAUGUUAUUUUUCCAUAUCUCUGUAUCUGUGGAACAUUCCGUUCUGUUUUAGUUGUGCCCCUUCCGAGCUGUUAAACCUCUUUACACUCUAUCAGUCUGUGCCUGACGGAAUUAUGCUGUCAAUCAAAACCUUUUCAAUAAACACAACAAAACCAG